ACCUAGUCUACAUUUGAAUGUUACGGGUCUGCCUCGAUGCAUACAAUACCUGCGAAACAAACAAACCAGCGGUUCCUGAAGAUGCCACGUUUACCGCGGAUCCGAAUUCAUAAAUCGAUCGAUUUGUAGGAUAGAGUCAUGAAUUACCCUAAGGGAUUCACGGUCAAUUCAACGCGUUUCACUAGCGAGCAUCAAAUGGCAUCUGUCACACAACAGCGCACGUCAUACAGGUAAAAUAAAUAGUAGGAAGCCAGUCGUAAAGCAAACUCUGUUAUACACCGUGAAUAAUUUAUUUUAGUGGAAAAUUGGACACUGAGAGUGACCGGCAGUAUUACGUUGACUUGACCAGUUGGUCUAAAUUAUCUUGCAUUUAAUAAUUAAUAAUACGUUUUAUUUAUAGGCUUUAGUGUCUUCUUCAUGUCACAGAAAGCAAGAAAAUCAGGAAAAGAGGAUGUGCCACCCUGUUAAAGAUGUGUGGUUCUUGUUGCCAUAGUGAUCUUGAAACAAUUCUAUUGUUACAUCCCCAUAGGUCAUGCAUUGGGGGAAAAAUGCUGUGAACACUCUGAACCUUAGCCUACUGCGUCUGGACAAUAUUAUUUUUGAGCCUCUCCUUCAUCCAUGGUCGGUCAUAAGCAAUGCUCCAGAGAAGAUGGGACAAGCUUUGUGUAUAUGCUUGCGCAGUGCCAUCACAAUUGACAACAAGAGAUACUACUUCAUCCAGAAACUAGAAGAAGGAGGUUUCAGCUAUGUGGAUCUGGUAGAAGGUGCACAUGAUGGCCGCUUCUACGCUCUAAAGCGAAUCCUUUGCCAUGACCGUGAGGGCCGCAAAGAGGCUCAGACCGAGGUGGAGAUGCACCGCCUUUUCAACCAUCCCAACAUCCUCAGCCUGACCGCACACACCUUUAUGGAGCGCGGCGGAAAGUGUGAGGCCUGGCUGUUGCUCCCGUACAUCAGUAUGGGAAGUCUGUGGUCCGUUCUUGAGAAGCUGCGGGAUAAGGGAAGCUCUAUGCCAGAGAGCCGCAUACUACACAUUCUGCAUGGCAUCAGUGAAGGCCUCAAAGCAAUACAUGACAAAGGCUAUGCACACAGGGACUUGAAACCCACCAACGUUUUACUGGAUGAGAACGAUCGCCCUUUGUUAAUGGACUUGGGCUCCAUGAACAAGGCCAGGAUUGAAGUUCGGGGGUCGCGGGAGGCCAUGACAGUCCAGGAUUGGGCCGCUCAGAGGUGCACCAUCUCGUACAGAGCACCAGAGCUCUUUAAUGUGGAGAGUCACUGUAUCAUUGAUGAGAGAACAGAUAUUUGGUCUCUAGGUUGUGUGUUGUACUGUAUGAUGAUGCUGGAGGGACCAUAUGACUUGAUAUUUCAGAAGGGUGACAGCGUGGCUCUCGCCGUCCAAAAUCCAGUCUCCAUUCCACAGCCGUGCAGGUGAGCUCAGGAUCUU
This is a messenger RNA of Sinocyclocheilus rhinocerous, 1444 nucleotides long. RefSeq names its product serine/threonine-protein kinase 16-like. Gene Ontology annotation, cellular component: cytoplasm; Golgi apparatus. Lineage: Eukaryota; Metazoa; Chordata; Actinopteri; Cypriniformes; Cyprinidae. Gene Ontology annotation, biological process: protein phosphorylation. The transcript has 8 exons. Gene Ontology annotation, molecular function: protein serine/threonine kinase activity; ATP binding. The record is from RefSeq and is a predicted model, not a curated record. The coding region runs from base 533 to 1432 and encodes 299 amino acids.